CGCCGCGGUGAGACGGUCUCCCGGAUAUCCGGUCCGCAGGGCGCUGUCAUGGUGACGGGUGACGCAUGCGCGGUGUGUCCGACCGGCUCCGGAGGGUGAAGGAGAGUCGGAAGUGAUGAGCCGGGAGAUGAAGAUGGCGAGAGAGAGGAGCGCGGCCGGGGAGAGGACGGAGAGCCGGCCUGAGGAGGAGGAGAAGAGGAUCCUCCGGGGCAAAGCCCAAUCAGAAGGCGGCUCGGCGCGCACCUCCCUCCUCAUAUUGGUGUCUAUAUUUUCAUCUGCAGCCUUCAUCAUGUUCCUGGUGUACAAAAACUUCCCGCAGCUCAGCGAGGAGGAGAGUGAGACGAUAAGGAUCCCCCGGGAUAUGGACGAUGCGAAGGCUCUGGGGAAAGUUCUGUCCAAAUACAAGGACACGUUCUAUGUGGAGGUCCUGGUGGCGUAUUUUGCCACGUAUGUCUUUCUACAGACCUUCGCUAUUCCAGGCUCCAUAUUUCUCAGUAUCCUGUCUGGAUUCCUCUACCCCUUCCCCCUGGCUCUCUUCCUCGUCUGUUUGUGUUCAGGUCUCGGAGCGUCGUUCUGCUACAUACUGUCCUACCAUGUCGGGAGGCCGGUCAUCUACAAAUACCUGACGGAGAAAGCCGUCAAAUGGUCAGAGCAGGUGGAGCGGCACAGAGAUCAUCUGAUUAAUUAUAUCAUAUUCCUGAGAAUAACACCUUUCCUGCCAAACUGGUUCAUCAACAUCACGUCUCCGGUCAUCAACGUUCCCCUCAAAGUCUUCUUCUUGGGGACCUUCUUGGGCGUGGCCCCUCCAUCAUUCGUGGCGAUCAAGGCCGGGACCACACUUUACCAGCUGACCACGGCGGGGGAGGCAGUCUCCUGGAACUCGGUCAUCGUCCUCAUGAUCUUGGCCGUCCUCUCCAUCCUGCCCGCCAUCUUCCAGAAGAAACUGAAGAAGAAGUUUGAAUGAGUCUCCCUCCCGCCUGCUGGGCUCUCCUCUUAGGACUCGCUCUCUGAAAAAAAACUUCUUUAAUUGUACAGACUGCAGUUUUCCUGCCUUUCUAUUAAAUUAAAAUAUUUUAUUUUAGAACUUUUAUCCAUCGGCCCUCCCCCAUACUGCCCGCAGCUCAGGAGGUGGUAUGGCGGAACGUAUUGAGGCCUCACACCACGGACCAUUGCUGGUGUCAAUGAAUUGGUAAUAUUUGAUCAUUCUGCCCUCCUGGACGGGGAGACUGGAGGCUGCUCCUUAGAAAAGGUGCCCCAGCUUGGGGUGAAGAGCUUUGGCACUGGACUUCUCUAUCCUCUGUAAAUUGACCACCCAACCAGUACGGGCUCUAAAUACUCUUAAGUUUGUAUAUACGGGGCAAUGGCAUACAGGAUGAAGAGUUAUUGCCCCCCCUUUGGCAGAAGUUGCCAUGGUACCUUUGUGGGCUUUGCACACCAGCACCAUAUCUGGUUGCCCAACCAGAUAUGUCCCCCCCCAGGUUGGGGUCCUCAGCCGGCCCAGGUUGGGGUCCUCAGCCGGCCCAGGUUGGGGUCCUCAGCCGGCCCAGGUUGGGGUCCUCAGCCGGCCCAGGUUGGGGUCCUCAGCCGGCCCAGGUUGGGGUCCUCAGCCGGCUCAGGUUGGGGUCCUCAGCCGGCUCAGGUUGGGGUCCUCAGCCGGCUCAGGUUGGGGUCCUCAGCCGGCUCAGGUUGGGGUCCUCAGCCGGCUCAGGUUGGGGUCCUCAGCCGGCUCAGGUUGGGGUCCUCAGCCGGCUCAGGUUGGGGUCCUCAGCCGGCUCAGGUUGGGGUCCUCAGCC
Messenger RNA from Rana temporaria (common frog), 1793 nucleotides. RefSeq names its product transmembrane protein 41B (gene TMEM41B). The record is from RefSeq and is a predicted model, not a curated record. NCBI's taxonomy places the organism in Eukaryota, Metazoa, Chordata, Amphibia, Anura, Ranidae. The transcript has 7 exons. The coding region runs from base 116 to 964 and encodes 282 amino acids. Gene Ontology annotation, cellular component: endoplasmic reticulum membrane.